AUGGUCCGUCUUCGAGGCACACGGGCGGAAGACCACAAGACGCGAGGGACACAGUGCUCACUGAAAGGACGCGUCGCUAUUGCUGCGUCCGUCUGUCUAUGUGUCGUAGCAGCGGUCUUUCUGUUUGUGAUGCCAGUGCUGACGUACAAGACGCCGAAGACCAAGCGCGUUGUCAGCCCCCGUGAUCGGCUGAGUCUAUCGACCGAUGAGGGACAUGGGUUCCGACUGACAACGUACCCCCAAUUGCUUAAAGAUGGAGAAGAACUCGUCGUCUCGUGGAAUAGCCAUGCAGCUGUACCAUUGACUAGUCGAGACUACCUGACGCUAAGCUGUGGGCGAACGACGGGGGACGCAGAUUACUUUCUGAAAAUGCGUCCAAGUAAGGGCAACGAGACCGACCACUCAGUCCGGUUCUCAGCGCUCUAUAUGCUGCGCUGCAACUAUACGGCAACUUACUACAACUAUGACGAGACGAGAGACACAUUCCGGGCUCUGGCAAACGUGGAGAUAGGAAUGGCAGAGCCAUUUGAAACGCCCAAGCACGGCCACUUGAGUUUUACCGACGAUGAGACAGCAAUGGCGAUUUUGUUCAACUCUGGAACUGAUGAUAAGCCCAUGGUCAAGUAUGGAGAGGAUCCGAAGGAUCUUGCGUUUCACGCAGCGGGAACGUCAACGACCUACAGUGCUGAAGACAUGUGUCACGCUCCUGCAAACCAUACCGGACAGCGCGCAUUUCGUGACCCUGGCUACAUGCAUACGGUGAUCAUGACGGAUUUGAAACCGGAUACGUACUACUACUAUCAGUACGGCCACAAGAAGCACGGCCUGAGUCGUGUAAAGCGAUUCAGGUCGCGGCCCCGGAGAGACUCGAAGUAUGCAAAGUUCAUCGCGUACGCAGACAUGGGCGCGUAUUCUGCGCCUGGUUCAGCGUCAACUGCUAGUAGGGUUUACGAGGAUGUGGUGGGAAGAGGAUACGAUUCGUUUUUGCUGCACUUUGGUGACAUCAGCUAUGCUCGAUCGGCUGGUUACAUUUGGGAUCAUUUUUUCCACAUGAUCGAGCCCUACGCGACCAGAGUACCAUACAUGGUGAGCAUUGGAAACCACGAAUAUGACUACGUUACUGGCGGAGAACGGGACCUGAGCGGAGGCAUGCUGCCAUAUGGAGGCAGCUUCAACCCGUCGUGGGGAAACUUUGGCACCGAUUCGGCUGGAGAAUGCGGGGUACCAAUGCACCAUCGAUGGCAUGCCCCCAAGACAGGGAACUGGAUCUACUGGUACAGCUUUGAUUACGGAGGCAUUCACGUGAUCCAAAUGUCGACAGAGCACAACUGGACUCGAGGGUCUGAGCAAUACGAAUGGCUUCAGCACGACUUGGAGCAGGUGGACCGCAGUGUCACCCCGUGGGUUGUGCUCACAGCGCACCGCAUGAUGUACACGACGCAGAUGGACAUCGAGUCCGAUAUGAAUGUCUCCUAUGUGUUUCAAGAUGAAGUCGAAGGCCUGAUCCACGAGCACCAUGUGAACCUGAUGAUGGUUGGCCACGAGCAUUCCUACGAACGCAGUUGUCCUUUGUAUCGGAAGAAGUGUGUGGAUGACGGAAAGGGCACGAUACACGUCGUCAUAGGCAAUGCGGGAUUCCCCUUGGGAACGGAAGGUUUCUCCUCAAAAUAUGGGAAUUGGAGUCUUCGUCACGUAAACGCGUACGGGCAUCUUCGUAUCUCUUCCAGCCCGAGCGAAAUGCGUGCUCAGUUCGUGCUCAACGAGAACGGCAAUGUAUACGACGAGUUUGUUGUCGUGCCAUGGGGUGAAUCGCAGGAGGCCAACACUUGA
Messenger RNA from Hyaloperonospora brassicae, 1830 nucleotides. Lineage: Eukaryota; Oomycota; Peronosporomycetes; Peronosporales; Peronosporaceae. The record is from the annotation of a GenBank genome assembly.